AUGGAAUCUUUAAACGAUGAUUUUAAAAAUUUUCGCCUUCCAUUGACGAUGCCGUUUCUCGAUGAUUCAAUUCUCGCCAAUUUGGAUAAGAUCAUUUCGAUUUUUCAAGGACAAGAUGACAACACAGUUCCCACAGAAGAAGAUGUCAAAAAAGUUUUAAAUGAUCUGAAUAUUGUGAAAAGUGAACUUGAAAGGAUUUUUUCGAAGUUGUCACCAAGAGUUAGUGAAUUUUCUUCUGCAAGUGAUUUUAAUGAUAAAAUAAUGAAGGAAGAAGUUUGUCAAAACAUUCAAAACUUCAGAACAAUGAAGAAUGAAGAUAGUAGCAAAAAUUUACUGGUUCCAAAGAAAACUAGCGAAAGUUCCAGUGAUAGUAAAAGCCAAAGAUCUUCGAUGUCACGAAAAUAUUCCACGACUUCUCUUAGAAAUUCCUUAACGGUCGCUCCAUGUUCGUUCAGCCGUCGACAAUCAAAUCAGAAUCUUAAGCAGCUUACACAAAAAACAAAUCGUCAUAAACAAGUUGGAAGAUCAUAUAAAAUUCCAAAUGUUAAAGAAGAGACAAAGGAUGAACAAAAUCCAAAGAAAUCUACGCCUAAAAUAAUCGACACACAUUAUGCAACAUGUCGGAUACAUAGCUAUGAAAACGAAUCUUACACUUUUGAGAUCAUAAAACCAGAACGAAAUAAUUGUUAUGGCGAUGUCAACGAGAAGUCAGACAUUGUUAUUGUUGUAUUGGCAAAUGGACAAGCGGGUGUUUUUUGUAGCAAACCCGUUAAAUCACUCGCUGGGGUUUUAUCGUUUUGCAAAACCUCUCACUUCUACUUCCCCACAUCUAAGCUUGAUUUUAUUCAUGAGAUUUUAAGAAUCAAUCAUGCAAACAAUUCAUUCAUUUGGUGUCAAGAGAUUGCGAAUGUCAGACAACAGAUCGUUCCUGGAGAAUUCGUGAUUUGCUUAUCUCGUCAAUUGUUUUGCAUUCACAUUACUGGCGACAUUAGUACAGGAUUGAAUCGGGCAGCAUCUUAUGUCACCAUUAUAAAACCUUGUAGAAUUCCCUUGAUUUGA
Clunio marinus is the source of this 1059-nucleotide messenger RNA. Lineage: Eukaryota; Metazoa; Arthropoda; Insecta; Diptera; Chironomidae. The record is from the annotation of a GenBank genome assembly.